CACACACACACACACACACCCAUGCGCACACAGUCGUGUGUUUUAUUAUUUCGUUAUCCCUUGGACGGAGAGAAGGAGAAGGAGUGAGUGAGAAAGUGUGUGCGUGUGUGUAAGAGAGAAAGAGAGAGAAUAACCGACGGAUCAUGGUGUACGACAACAAAGGUCUUCUAUUUGUUAUUAAUUUUUAAACUCCCCCAUCACGUUCAUAUGGAACCCGCCAUCGCCGUCGUUGUCGCCACUGCUGCCUGACAUUCCGUUCGCUCGACCGCCCCGCUGCCCCUUGCAUCACGUUUAUUACCACAUUUUCCCUUCGACGGACGACGACGAAGACCGCCAUCAGGUUGCCACGAAACUAUUGUUCCAUUGUCCACGGAAACGCACCGCAUACAUUCCAAAUCGUUUUUAUUCCCGUCCGAAUCGCGUGGUCUAAUGUUUUGACCCAGAACCGUUGAGGUGUACUCGUCGCGUUGAAAGUUAAUUUUUUUAAAUAUAAUUUAAAAUGGACGAAAAUCAACCAUCAUCAUCAACUGAUAUAAUAAACAACCAAGAAGUUGAUUCUGAAGUAACAUGGAAACAUCCAAGUCAUCUUUUUCAACGACUUUUAGCAUUAUUUCUUAUGUGCUUAAUAGGAUUUGGCUCUUAUUUUUGUUUUGAUAAUCCUGGAGCUUUACAGGACGAUUUUAUACAAGAUAUGAAUUUAACAACUUCUCAAUUUGUUUAUCUGUAUUCCUGGUAUUCCUGGCCAAAUGUUAUAAUGUGUUUUAUUGGUGGAUUUUUAAUUGACAGUGUAUUUGGUAUACGUUUGGGGACUGUUAUCUAUGCAUUAUUGGUUGUUCUUGGGCAAAUAGUUUUUGCUGCUGGUGCAUAUUUAAACACUCUUUGGGUUAUGUUACUAGGACGUCUUAUUUUUGGAAUUGGUGGUGAAUCCUUAGCUGUUGCACAAAAUAACUAUGCAGUAUUAUGGUUCAAAGGAAAAGAACUUAACAUGGUAUUUGGAUUUCAAUUGAGCUUUGCCAGAGUUGGUUCUACAGUAAAUUUUAUUGUUAUGGAACCAUUAUACCGUUAUGUAAAACAACAUAUCAAUAUUCCAAACUAUCAAAGUUUAUCCAUUGUUUUAUUAGUUGCAAGCUUAACAUGUGUCUUAUCAAUGUUGAGUGCUUUACUUCUUGCUUGGCAAGAUAAAAGAGCCGAAAGAAUUCUUCAUAGAAAAUUAUCAGUUUCCACUGAAGUUGUAAAAAUAACUGAUGUUAAACAUUUUCCAAAUAUCUUUUGGCUAGUAACAUUCAUUAUUGUUUGUUAUUACACCUCAAUAUUUCCAUUUAUUGCAUUAGGAAAAGUAUUUUUUGAGAAAAAGUAUAAUUUUUCGCCAGAUGCAGCCAAUUUCAUCAAUGGAGUUAUUUAUAUUAUAUCAGCCAUAUGUGCACCAGCAUUGGGUUUAGUUAUUGAUAAAACUGGACGUAAUUUAUUCUGGGUAUUUUUAUCAAUACUUGGUACAUUAGGUUCACAUAUGUUUUUGGCAUUUUCUUUUGUUAAUCCCUAUUUUGCUAUGUUAACAAUGGGAUUGUCAUAUUCUAUGUUAGCUAGUGCAUUGUGGCCAUUAAUUGCUUUGAUAAUUCCAGAGCAUCAAAUGGGAACAGCUUAUGGAAUAGCACAGUCAGUUGAAAACCUCGGCCUUGCUGUUGUCGCUUUACUAACUGGUAUAAUAGUUGAUGCAGAUGGUUAUUAUAUGGUGGAACUAUUUUUCUGCUUUUUAUUAACAGUCGCAUUGCUGUUGACUGCUAUUUUGUGGACCUGGGACUCAAUGACUAAUGGAAUUUUAAAUAUGAGCAUUAAACAAAGAAUUCAGCUUGAAUCAAAUAAAAUUCCUCGUCCAGAAAAACAGAAUUUGCUACAUGAUAAUGAUACCUUAAAUGAAGACUAAGGUUAAACUUAACUAAUUACUUUUAGGUUUAGUUAUCUAUAAGUCUAAAAUUUUACUUACGAACAAUAUGAUAUCUCAAAAUAAAUCAAUACAAAUUUAUUCAACAUAUUUAAUGUUCUUAGAUAGGUAUAAUAUGUUAACUGAUUAA
Messenger RNA from Sipha flava (yellow sugarcane aphid), 2069 nucleotides. Its product is annotated as major facilitator superfamily domain-containing protein 1-like. Gene Ontology annotation, biological process: transmembrane transport. The record is from RefSeq and is a predicted model, not a curated record. Gene Ontology annotation, cellular component: lysosome. Lineage: Eukaryota; Metazoa; Arthropoda; Insecta; Hemiptera; Aphididae. Bases 500 to 1921 code for a protein of 473 amino acids. The transcript has 11 exons. Gene Ontology annotation, molecular function: transmembrane transporter activity.